GUGUUGGGGGAGUUGGGGGAGUGUGUGUGAUGCUACAACCUCCUUAUAAAGGGACUCUCUCUCACGUUGUGGCUUGGAAAUUAGAGCACAUUGCCUAAAAUUGAGGUCUCCACACACACACAUAACACGCCGAGUCACCGAGAGCCGCUGCCAUGUCUUGGAUGAACGUGGAUGAGAUGCUUCGCAGGGCCGAGACGCCUCUCUUCUGGGUCGGCGCGUCCACCGUGGCCUCCCUGGCGCUGUGGCUGCUCUACAGGCUGCUCUCAGGCUUUCGGAUCUGGGUCUUGGGAAAUGGACAGCUGCUGUCCCCGAAACUGGGCAAAUGGGCAGUUGUGACAGGAGCCACGGAUGGAAUCGGGAAAUCCUAUGCAGAGGAGUUGGCACGUCGAGGAUUUGCCAUGAUGCUGAUCAGUCGCUCCCAGGACAAGCUGGAUUACGUAGCCAAGACACUUGAGGAACAGUUUAAAGUCGAGACCAAGACCAUUGCAGUGGAUUUUGGCAGGACAGACAUCUACCCUAAGAUUGAGGCAGGACUGGCCGGUCUAGAGAUUGGUGUUCUUGUUAACAAUGUUGGAAUGUCCUACCCCUACCCAGAGUACUUCCUCCAUAUUCCUGAUCUGGACAACUUCAUCUCAACUUUGAUCAACGUUAACAUGACCUCAGUGUGCCAGAUGACCCGACUGGUGCUGCCCAGAAUGGUUGAGAGGUCCAAAGGUGUUAUCCUCAACAUCUCCUCUGCCAGCGGCAUGUACCCUGUCCCUCUGCUCACAGUCUACUCUGCCACAAAGGUCUUUGUGGACUUCUUCUCUCGUGGCCUUCAGGAGGAGUACAGGCGUCAUGGCAUCAUCAUUCAGAGUGUGCUGCCCUUCUUUGUGGCCACCAAGAUGACCCGUAUCAGGAAGCCCACCCUGGACAAGCCCACCCCAGAACGCUAUGUGGCCGCCGAGCUGACCACUGUGGGCCUGCAGACCCAGACCAAUGGCUACUUCCCCCAUGCUGUCAUGGGUUGGGUGACCACCAGGCUGGUGCCUAGCAGCCUUGUCAUCUUCCUGGGAGCCAGUAUGAACCGUUUGCAGCGCACCGGAUAUCUGCACAGGAGGAAGCUGCGGGAGCAAAGAAACGGAACAAGCCUGAAGAGUGAAUAGGAAGGUGGUCGUUGGUUAUGUGUUUGGUCGCUAUGUUCUGGCUGCAUGUAGUGUUCGAGGAAGACAGUGAGUUUGUAUCUGUGCGAUUCAUCCUCGAGUUACCUGAAAUUUCACCUGUGUGCCUUCAGUUGAUGUGCAUGUGUGAGAGAGCAUAACUUUAUAUUUAAGACCAUGACCUCUGUUCUGAUGCAAGUCGUCUUGAAUGAAAUGCAGAUUCUACAAAUUGCUAGGACCAAAGUAGCUGUCAAACUAUGCAGGUGCUGAAGUGAUUCUAAAGUGUUGCUCUUGGUAAAGGAAAUUAUUUUUCAUGAUAGUGAUAAGAAGAAAAAAAAACUUAAAAAAAAAAAAAAAUGGUGAUUUAUGUUAACCCUGCUGUUGUAAGCAGUGGAAACAUGGUGGUGGACAUAUCUUUUUAUAUAUAUAUAUAUAUAAUUAUUUAUUAUAUAUUUGUAUUAACAUGAGCCAAACUCAGACCUUGAAAGGACUAGCACAUAAGCCAGUGUUGUCUACAAACAAAUGAACCGUGAAGAAAAAGCAGUUUCUCCCUUAUCUGUUAUGUCAGGUUACCUGCCAUAACUUUUUGUUCUUUAUAUAUUGUGUGUUCCUAUAUUUACAUUCAAUCUCAGAUUAAACACAAGUGCCUUACAACUGUACCAUCAUUCAUGCUAGUGGUGGUUACAUUUAAUGAGAGGGGGCUCAUUAACUGGUGUAUAUGAGGGGAAUUUAACUGGUGCUGUGGCUAGUAAGCUAUAUACUCUCUCCAUUUUGUCACUGUCAGACCAUGUAUUUCUCAAUUAAUAACAGUGUUGUGCAAGGGUGUCAUUAACACAAAGACAUUUAGAGUUCAGAAAGGAGCAUGUUAUCUUUCAAGUGAAGUUAAAACGUGUUAAUCGGCACAAAAUUAGGUUUUCUCUUGACAAAAAUCAGUCACUCUGUUUGACCAAAGGUCUUAUGUAGGCCUGCCCUACAUGUAAAACUAAAUGUACUGUAAAAACAACAGACCUACCCAACUGUAUGCAUAACCUGUGCACAACUAUUUUGACUGCUGUGUCCCAUCCAUCUGUGCCAAGUAGCCCUGCAGGUCUGGCCAGUGCCUGAUGAAUACUUUUGUGAAGGGAGACAUCACCAAAGGGCCUUGUGAAGGUUUUCAUGUGUAAUCAUUUUUAAUAUGUUUGGAAUUGAUAGAAUUUCUAGAUGUGAAAUACACUGUUUUGCAUUUGUCUUGCGGCUGGCAAUAUUUCUCCUGUUAUAAAAACUCUGUAAUACUUUGCCGUGUGUUCUCUUUCAGACAGUUAUUAAAACUGAAUAAAAUGAAUAUUUGGAAUUUAAAA
This is a messenger RNA of Myripristis murdjan (pinecone soldierfish), 2476 nucleotides long. It is a transcript of the gene hsd17b12a, whose product is annotated as hydroxysteroid (17-beta) dehydrogenase 12a. The transcript has 11 exons. Lineage: Eukaryota; Metazoa; Chordata; Actinopteri; Holocentriformes; Holocentridae. Gene Ontology annotation, molecular function: oxidoreductase activity. The coding region runs from base 153 to 1145 and encodes 330 amino acids. The record is from RefSeq and is a predicted model, not a curated record. Gene Ontology annotation, cellular component: endoplasmic reticulum.